This is a messenger RNA of Zophobas morio, 1615 nucleotides long. It is a transcript of the gene Nmdmc, whose product is annotated as bifunctional methylenetetrahydrofolate dehydrogenase/cyclohydrolase, mitochondrial. Gene Ontology annotation, biological process: tetrahydrofolate interconversion. NCBI's taxonomy places the organism in Eukaryota, Metazoa, Arthropoda, Insecta, Coleoptera, Tenebrionidae. The record is from RefSeq and is a predicted model, not a curated record. The transcript has 2 exons. Bases 519 to 1520 code for a protein of 333 amino acids. Gene Ontology annotation, cellular component: mitochondrion. Gene Ontology annotation, molecular function: methenyltetrahydrofolate cyclohydrolase activity; methylenetetrahydrofolate dehydrogenase (NAD+) activity; methylenetetrahydrofolate dehydrogenase (NADP+) activity.
UUGAUUAUUUGUGUUAAUUUAAGAACUUUUAAAUGUUAUCGCUUGUAGUAGUAUUUUUUAUUUAUUAGUACAGAACGAGCGAAGUGAUUAAUUAAUCUGUGACGUUUGAUGACGACGAGCGUUAUCACAACAUGUUUUGACGAACUCGUUAGUAAUGAGUGAUAAAAAUUAACAUUUCUUCAUGUGAUAAGGCACAAUCGCACACACCCUUUUUUCAAAAACUAAAAAUGUAUUUUUGGGAAAGCACAUGGAUUUUUGACAGUUCAAUGACAUGUGGCCACCUAACCUAACAUAACCUAAAAAAAAAUAAUGAAGAUUUCGUUCUUUUCACUAAUUGUAGUAAUCACAAUGGUUUGUCAUAAAUAAACACAAUGAAAAUAAUCGCUUAACGCAUUUUUUUUAAUUGCAGACAGAGUAAAAUUGCAAUUAAAGUCAUGCAUUCUCAGUCUGUGUUAAGUCAAUCAAAUUUUUUCGUGAGUUUUAUUCGUUUCGUGUGUUAAAUCUAGUCAAUUUUAGUUAUGAUGAGGAAUAGCCGGACCUUGUUAAAAUACACCAGUCGAACGCUGAACCUUUGGAGUCUUUCAAAUCCUCAAAAACUCUUCCAGAGCACUGAAGCCCAACUCAUCAGUGGCACCAAAAUCGCCGCCGACUACCGCAACGAACUCCGCGUGGACGUCGAACAAUGGGUCAAAGCCGGCCACCGCCGCCCCCACCUGGUGGCCAUCCUCGUCGGCGAAGACCCCGCCAGCCAAAAGUACGUCCACAACAAAAUGCUGGCGGCGAAGGACGUCGGCAUCGACAGCGAGACCCUCAAGCUCCCCGCCACCGCCUCCGAGAAAGAAAUCCUCGCCAAAAUCGACGAACUCAAUAAGAACCCCAACGUGGACGGCAUCCUCGUCCAACUACCGGUGCCCCAGCACGUCAACGAGCGCAACGUGUGCAACGCCGUUGACCCCCGCAAGGACGUGGACGGCUUCCACAUCAUCAACGUGGGCAAGAUGACCCUCAACAUGGACACGUUCGUCCCGGCGACGGCGCUGGGGGUGAUCGAGCUGCUCAAGCGCAUGAACGUCGACACCAAGGGCAAGAACGUGGUGAUUUGCGGCAGGUCGAAGAACGUGGGGCUGCCGAUGGCGAUGCUGCUGCACUCGGACCACCGGAACGAGCUGCCGGGCAUGGAGGCCACGGUGGUGCUGUGCCACCGGCACACGCCGCCGGAGGAGCUGGCGUACUUCGCGAAGAGGGCGGAUAUUAUUAUUAGCGCCACGGGGGUGGUGGGGUUGAUCAAGCCGGAGAUUGUGAAGCCGGGGGCGGUGGUGAUUGAUGUGGGGAUUAAUAGGAUCACGACGAAGGAAGGGAAGACGAAGCUUGUGGGGGAUGUGGAUUUUGAGGGGGUGAGGAAGGUGGCUGGGUUUAUUACGCCGGUGCCUGGGGGUGUGGGGCCCAUGACGGUGGCGAUGUUGAUGCAUAAUACGUAUAAGGCGGCGGUGCAGCUGGCGAAGCAAGAGAUAUACUCGUAGGGGGAUUUUUAAGUAUUAUUGUAUUUUUACGAGGGCUUAGGCAGUAUUAGUAAUAAUUUGACUAUUUAUAUUUUUAAUAAAAAUUGUUUUGUUUA